CCUGGGAACCCGGUUUCCCCCGUAGGUUCCGGAAGAGCUCGGCUCCCCGAUCCCGAGCGUGCAGGGCGGGCUCCGGGAGCUGUGGCGAGGUGCUUUGUUCCCCGGCACGUUGUUGCCCCCCGAGCGCUCAGAGAGGCCCGGGUCCAGGUGCCGCGCGUGCGGGGGGACCCGCGGAGGCUGAGCACGGGUGCGGUCGCUGCAGCCCGAGCUCCCGCGCCCUGCGUAGCUUCGGGAGGUCUUCGGCUGCUGCGGCUCCCGGGCGGUCCCUGCGAGGUGGGCACAACGACUGCCUAGGCGGCGCGAUGCGGAGCCUGCCCGGGAGCCCGAGAAGGGAAAGCGAAAGCCGCGCGCGGGGUCGCUGACCGAGAGGACUCGGCGCCUCUUCCCGACUGCCUUCGGCUGCCGGUCCUGCUGCACCCGGCGCGCCGUGACCAUGGCCAUCGCCCACCUGGCCACGGAGUACGUGUUCUCGGACUUCUUGCUGAAGGAGCCCACCGAGCCCAAGUUCAAGGGGCUGCGGCUGGAGCUGGCGGUGGACAAGAUGGUCACGUGCAUUGCCGUGGGUCUACCUCUGCUGCUCAUCUCGCUGGCCUUCGCUCAGGAGAUCUCCAUCGGUACCCAGAUAAGCUGCUUCUCCCCAAAUUCUUUCUCCUGGCGGCAGGCCGCCUUUGUGGAUUCAUACUGCUGGGCAGCUGUACAACAGAAGAGCUCCCUGCAAAGCGAGUCUGGAAGCCUCCCACUGUGGCUGCACAAGUUCUUCCCCUACAUCCUCCUGCUGUUCGCCAUCCUCCUGUACCUGCCCCCGCUCUUCUGGCGCUUCGCAGCGGCUCCACACCUCUGCUCAGACCUGAAGUUUAUCAUGGAAGAGCUCGACAAAGUCUACAACCGGGCCAUCAAGGCUGCCAAGAGCGCUCGGGACUUGGACCUGAGGGACGGGCCUGGACCCCCGGGAGUGAAUGAGAAUGUGGGGCAAAGUCUAUGGGAAAUAUCUGAAAGCCACUUCAAGUACCCAAUCGUGGAGCAGUACUUGAAAACAAAGAAGAACUCAAGUCAUUUAAUUGUGAAAUAUAUUAGCUGCCGGCUGGUGACGUUCGUGGUCAUACUGCUGGCGUGCGUCUACCUGAGCUAUUACUUCAGUCUCUCCUCGCUCUCGGACGAGUUUCUGUGCAGCAUCAAGUCGGGCGUCCUGAGAAACGACACCACCAUCCCCAACCACUUCCAGUGCAAGCUGAUCGCUGUGGGCAUCUUCCAGCUGCUCAGCUUCAUCAACCUUAUGGUGUACGCUCUGCUGGCUCCCGUGGUCGUCUACACGCUCUUUGUCCCCUUCCGGCAGAAGACGGACGUUCUCAAAGUGUACGAAAUCCUGCCCACCUUCGAUGUUCUACACUUCAAGUCGGAAGGCUACAACGACCUGAGCCUCUACAACCUCUUUCUGGAAGAGAACAUAAGCGAGCUCAAGUCCUACAAGUGUCUCAAGGUGCUGGAGAACAUUAAAAGCAACGGGCAGGGCAUCGACCCCAUGCUGCUCCUCACCAACCUGGGCAUGAUUAAGAUGGACGUCAUCGAUGGAAAAGUUUCCAUGUCCUUAGAGACCAAGGAAGAGGACCCGGCGGGCCAGACAGCCGCCUUCAAAGAUUUGGACCUGAGCAGUGAGACCACCACACGCAGUGAAGAGAAGAACUCUCGCCAGAGACUUCUGAAUUCAUCGUGCUAAGGCGUCACUUGUGGAUGCCAAGCCUGUGUCUUCUGUGGUGACGUACCCCUGUUGGAGCCGUAGCUGGUUGGCAGUAGCUGUUUCUGGUGUCGA
Acomys russatus (golden spiny mouse) is the source of this 1807-nucleotide messenger RNA. RefSeq names its product pannexin 1 (gene Panx1). The transcript is spliced from 5 exons. Gene Ontology annotation, molecular function: channel activity. NCBI's taxonomy places the organism in Eukaryota, Metazoa, Chordata, Mammalia, Rodentia, Muridae. Bases 434 to 1714 code for a protein of 426 amino acids. Gene Ontology annotation, biological process: monoatomic cation transport; positive regulation of interleukin-1 production. The record is from RefSeq and is a predicted model, not a curated record.